This is a messenger RNA of Psammomys obesus (fat sand rat), 5264 nucleotides long. It is a transcript of the gene Ggt5, whose product is annotated as gamma-glutamyltransferase 5. The coding region runs from base 2304 to 4013 and encodes 569 amino acids. The record is from RefSeq and is a predicted model, not a curated record. Gene Ontology annotation, molecular function: leukotriene-C(4) hydrolase activity; glutathione gamma-glutamate hydrolase. Gene Ontology annotation, biological process: inflammatory response; leukotriene D4 biosynthetic process; glutathione catabolic process. Lineage: Eukaryota; Metazoa; Chordata; Mammalia; Rodentia; Muridae. The transcript is spliced from 12 exons. Gene Ontology annotation, cellular component: plasma membrane.
UGGCCCCACCCACAAUGGGCUAGGCCCUCCCAUUGUGAUUAAGAAAAUGUCCUUACAGGCUUGCCUAUAGCCUGGUCUUAAGGAGACCUUUUCUCAUUUGAGGCUCCCUGUCUGAUGACUCUAGCUGGUGUUGCUAUAAAGCUAGUCAUCACAGUCCCAAAGGGCAGCCUUUCCUGCUGUGUCGAGGUCUGUAGAACUCACAGCUGUGACCGUGAAGGAAGGAGAUGCUUGCAGACAUGAUGUGGGCCGCUGGGGCCGUCACAGCCUGAGAGCUAAAUAUCGCCCCUAGAAGUGAGCACAAGCUAAAGCAGGAUUCCCUGUAUGCUCCAUGUCUGUGUCUCUGGGAUUCUGUAUCUGGGUGAAGACAGAGACUGUGCUGUUUUGGGAGGUGGGAGUGACAGUCAUUCCUCAAUCCAUAUUUGUAGGGGAAAAGGCAGGUGUGGGCUGUCCCUAAGCCAAUGUGUUGGGGUGUGGUAUGUGACAAUGUUUCAGGCUCUAUGGGGAUUGGCAUUCCCAUAGUUCCAUGGGCCAAGAGUGCUGGCAACGUACUUCACUCUCCCAGACCAUGAGGUUUAGCCCAGAGUUUCCUCAGGGACUUGGAGACUUGAGUGACCGCUGUCAUUUCCCUGUUACUUUUUGGGUAAAGGCCUUCAAGAUUACCAGAACUGGCCUCCCCAGCCAAGUCCGGUGUUGAGAGUUUGCAGGGCUCUCUGCACCCUGGCCUAUGCCUGACCAGAAUGUCCCUGUGUGGGAGCAGGAGGGGAGAUAACCUACCCUUGAAUCUGCUUGUCCCCUGCUGCUUUGUCCUUAGAGCUUUGGGGACUGUGUCCAGUCGGUGGGCUGGCCUCCUCUCAGGAAUAUGCUUUGGCUACUGAUUGAAGAGUGUGGGAGAUAGUGGGGAUGGAGAGGCUCCCACAGAUAUUACCCUUUCCCUCUAGGCAGAUGUGGGGGACAGGCUUAUGUGGAAACAGCAGGAGCUUUGGAUGGGACACUUUAGCAGGCCCGGUGGCCCAGUGCAGGCAUUCCUUCUCUGGGCCUCAUUUGGGUAUGGAGAUGAGAGCGGGGGCCAUGCUCAGUGGAAAGAGAGUGAGGGCUGCUGUGAAGGCACUGAAACUGAGAGGAAGCCCAGCCCUGUGCUCUACUGCCCUGCGCGACCUUUAAGUCUGACCAAAAGAGUAUAUCAGUGGGUCCUCAUCCCUCUGCUACCUCCCGCCUGGACAUCCUGAGUCCAGGGAGCAGGAUCCAAGCCAGGCCCAAGAGUAGGAGGCUCCCCAGCAUGGAAAUAGUCUUGGGCACCACUAGACCCAAGGAGACAGACUAGCAGCCGGCAGGGCUCCGAGCUGCAGAAGUGAGGGUACCCAGGCAGGACAGCCUCACCCUCUAGAGGCCUAAGGUUGUGUUUCUGGGUCACCAUGUCCCAGGGUGCACGAUGCAGCGAUACUGGAUGCCAGGGGCUAGACAUGUGGUCCCCUCACCCCCUUCACACCGCACGGUCAUACGUGUAGAUAAGGCUGUGCCAGGAGGUGGUAAAAUGGUCUGGAGUGGCUGCUUUGGACCACUUUCAGUCCCAUCGCUGUACUGUGUGUGGGUAGCUAGGUUGACUUGCUUGCUGCCUACGGUGGAACCAACUGGCGGUGUGGGGCUGGGGAGUGGAGUCCCACCAUUCGGGGAGACACCAUGACCCUGAGCUAUUGGGAGCUACUCUGUCACCGAAAGUGGUGAGAAAGCUUCCAUGAGUCCUGUGCCUCAUUUCUCCUGGGGGACAGCAAGCCUCAUAUUCCCAACGGCACUGGGAUGAGGAGCCUCUGGGUGCCGUUGGGCAUGGGAUCAACUGGCAGUGAAAGAGUUAACAGCAGGAGCUGGCUCUUCCCUUGAAGAAAAACUCCCUGUAGAUGCCUGGCCUGCCUCCAGGGCCAAGCUGUGGAAGCUAAAAACUGGAAGUUCAGACCUGUGGCUGGAGCUGCGGAUCUGCCUUGGUAGCAGGCGGUAGAGGAGGGGAGCAGCCUGGCCACUGUGUCUGUCCCUCUGUCUAUCCAUAAACCCUGGCUGGCUGGCUUCCUGUUGCUCCUCUGUAACCUGCCUGCCCACCUAUCUGUAAGCCUGUCUAUUUUCCUUUUUACCCAGUUGUCUGUCCCGUGUGACUGUCUCUCUCUCUGGACCCACUCAUCUCUUCCAUCCGUCCAGUCACCUGAGUUCACCUGUGUAGUUUCUUCUCCACUCCCCUGGCAGUCGGUCUGUCCCUUCGUCUGUCCACUGCCCUGUGUACCCACCACCUCCCCUCUUUCUUCCCGGACCAUUGUACCAUGGCAUGGGGCCACAGAGCCACAAUCUGCCUGGUCCUGCUGGGCCUGGGUCUGGGCCUGGCCACCAUUGUGCUGGCUGUGGGCCUCUCUCAUCACCAUGCCUCCUGCGGUCCUGAGGCCUUCGCACAUGCAGCCGUGGCCGCUGACUCACAGAUCUGCUCUGACAUUGGACGAGCCAUUCUCCAGCAACAGGGCUCACCCGUGGACGCCACCAUCGCUGCCCUGAUCUGUACUGGUGUUACCAACCCCCAGAGCAUGGGCCUGGGUGGAGGGGUCAUCUUCACCAUCUACAAUGCAUCAACAGGGAAGGUGGAGGUCAUCAAUGCUCGGGAGACUGUGCCAGCCAGCCAUGUCCAGGGCUUGCUGGACCAGUGCAAAGACGCCCUGCCACUGGGCAAAGGGGCCCAGUGGAUUGGAGUUCCUGGGGAGCUCCGUGGCUAUGCUGAGGCCCACCGCCGACAUGGCCGCCUGCCCUGGGCUCAGCUUUUCCAGCCCACCAUUGCGCUGCUCCGAGAUGGUUUCCGCGUGCCCUCUGUCCUAAGCCAGUUCCUCAACAGCUUCCUGAGGCCCUUCCUGUAUUCAUCAACGCUGAGACAGCUCUUCUUCAACGGGACAGAAACCCUGAGAUCUCAGGACCCAUUCCCGUGGCCUGCACUGGCCAACACCCUGGAGACUGUGGCCACGGAGGGUCCGGAGGCCUUGUACACGGGGAGGCUAGGCCGAAUGCUGGUGGAGGACAUUGCCAAGGAAGGAAGCCAGCUGACGGUUCAGGACUUGGCUGCCUUCCAGCCGGAAGUGGUGGAGCCUCUGGAGCUGCCCCUGGGAAACUACACCCUGUACUCCCCACCACCGCCUGCAGGGGGUGCUGUUCUCAGCUUCAUUCUCAACGUGCUGAAAGGGUUCAACUUCACCGCAGAGAUGGUGGCCCGGCCUGAAGAGAAAGUGACUGUGUACCAUCGCCUUGUCGAGACACUCAAGUUCGCAGUAGGGCAGAGGUGGAGGCUGUGGGACCCUCACAGCCACCCAGGGAUACAAAACAACUCCCAGGACCUUCUCGGGGAGGCUCUAGCCCGUCACAUCCGUCAGCGGAUUGAUGGCCGCGGUGACCACCAGCCCAGCCACUACAACCUGUUCGGGGUCAGGGCCAACGGGAUGGGCACCUCUCACGUGUCAGUGCUGGGAGAAGACGGCAGUGCUGUGGCAGCCACCAGCACCAUCAACACGCCCUUUGGAGCGAUGGUGUACUCACCACGGACAGGGAUUCUCCUUAACAACGAGCUCCUGGACUUAUGCUGGAGACAUGAGCCCGGUUCCACGGCCACUCCUCCACCUGUCCCAGGUGAGCGGCCGCCAUCUUCCAUGGUGCCUUCCAUCUUGAUCAACAAAGCGGAGGGAUCAAAGCUGGUGAUUGGCGGGGCUGGCGGAGAGCUUAUUAUCUCUGCUGUUGCCCAGACCAUCAUGAACAAGCUGUGGCUUGGCUUUGACCUGACAGAAGCCAUUGCAGCCCCCAUCCUGCAUGUCGACAGCAAGGGCCGUGUGGAGUAUGAACCCAAGUUCAACCAGGAGGUGCAGAAGGGGCUGCAGGCCCGGGGCCAGAACGAGAGCAAGCGGUUGUUUUUCCUGAAUGCAGUCCAGGCUGUGCUUCAGGAAGGGCCCUGUGUCUAUGCAGCAUCUGAUCUGAGGAAGGCUGGAAGGGCGUCGGGGUACUAAGACAGCUUCGCCCAGAGUUGGGGUCUGGCCCACUGUGUGUCCCGUGUUCCACAUGCUGUUGGUCUGGGUAGCUCAGGACCUGGAUCCCUUUUGCUGUGAGAUCAACCGGGGACUGAAAGGGUGGGGAUCAGCUUGGCAGAUGAAUGACUGAAGACGGAAGGGUGAUUUGUCCCAGAACCCAUCCCAACACCUGCGGUCCUACGGUCCCGCCCUGGCUCUUCUAGCCUUCCCCUGGCCUCAAGUUCACUCUCUAAAUGGUGUACCCACCCAUCCAAGAUUAAAGAGGAUCACAGCGUGGAUUGAUUUAGUGGUUCCAAGCAAGUAAGGAACCGUCAGAUAGUGCCCAGACUCCUUCAGGCCUUCAUGAGUCACCAUCAGGGCUCAGAGAUGGGCCAGGCUUCAUAAAGCUCAAUGGACAGAGGUCAGCACCCAACCUCUUCGACUCUGCUCAAGCUACGAUAUCUUGGGAAGCUCCGAAGUGUUUCUGCCCCCCCACCCCCGGCUUGCCUGCCAGUGGGAAGGCAGGGACGUGGCUCGUACUUGUCCCCAGCUCUUGCAGCAUCCUAAUCCCCUUCAGGAAAAGGUUGGAUGAAGCAAACCUGGAGAGGCCUUACUCGGGUGUUAACACUCCACCUUCUUGAGCCCCGGGCUGACCUCUGAGAUGAACUGAUCCUCUGUGGCAUGGCACUGUCCCCAGGUUGCACACCCCUGACACAGUAGCGUCCCCUCAGGUGCCCCCGGAUGCACACACUGUCUCUGGAUGGGGCCUACGUCAUCCCUGGCUGAGAACUGCUGCGCCAGGUGGGUGGAAAACUACCGUAGAUGGCGUUGCGGGCCACCCAGUAAGGUGCCCAUCACGGACAGCUCCCUCUCGGGACCUGAGCACCUUGUACCACACUGACUCCUGGGAGCAUCAGGUACUUAUACGCCACCCCAAAUGUCUGAGGGCAUUGCUUUACUAAAUGCAGGAUGCAGCAACAACCUGCAUGUCUUAUUCAUCACUCUGGUUCAUCACUCUAGUUCAAUAAAUAAGAUCUCUUUUUGCUAGCACCUAGUUUUGAUUCCCAGCACCCACAUGAUGGUUAGUAACCAUCUAUAGCGCCAGUUUCCGGGUACCUGCUGGCCCUUUCUGACCUCCAGAGGCACCAAGGAUACAAGUAGUAUACAUACCUACAUGCAGGCAAAAGACUCCAACUUCAAAAAUUAAAAAAAAAAAAAUGAUGACUUCUAACUCUGAAAAUAAAGGUAAAU